Molecule: messenger RNA, 1964 nt
Organism: Hydractinia symbiolongicarpus
Lineage: Eukaryota; Metazoa; Cnidaria; Hydrozoa; Anthoathecata; Hydractiniidae
Product: apoptosis inhibitor 5-like
Exons: 2
Coding region: 29-1660 (543 amino acids)
Biological process (GO): negative regulation of apoptotic process
Cellular component (GO): nucleus
Molecular function (GO): RNA binding
Source: RefSeq, a predicted model, not a curated record
UAAACUUUCUUUACUUUGUAGAUAAAAUAUGGCAGAAAUCGAAGAAUUGUACAAAAAUUUCGGAAUUUUAGCUGAUGCUGGUGAGAAAGCUGGUGAUCAUGUUGAGUUGUAUCAAGCAAUCUUGAAUGCUACCAAAGGAAGUUUGCCUCAAAAAAAGUUGGCAUGUCAAUUCAUUCCACGUUUCUUUAAAUAUUUUCCUGCGUUAGCUGAAAGUGCUAUUGAUGCACAGUUGGACCUCUGCGAAGAAGAGGAGACUCCGGUUCGAAGAAUGGCUAUAAAAUCUCUACCUGACUUCUGUAAAACUGCUACUGAACACAUUCCUAGAAUUACAGAUAUUCUGACACAGCUCUUGCAACAAGAAGAUGCAUCUGAGCUUGCCAUUGUGCGAAGUGGAUUGGAAGCAUUGAUUGUAAAAGAUCCAGAAGCUGCACUUGGUGGCAUAUUCACACAAAUUUGUGUGGGUGACGACUUAGUUCGGGAGAAAGCAAUUAGUUUUUUGACGCAAGCAGCUCCUGGAAAAACAUUUGCAUCUGAUGAGAAAGCUGGCCAGUUCCUGUUAUUGGAAGUUCGAAAAGUGUUAAGUGAUGUUACUGGUGACGAAUUUACUGGUUUUGUGUCCAUGUUGACAAAAGUCAAAUCGAUUGCAUCAAACCCACAAAACCUUGCCGACUUGAUUACUGAACAAGCCAACCUUGAUAAGCAGUUUGAACCAUCCGAACCAGAAAGUUUGGAUCGACUCAUAACGUGUACACGUCAAGCAUCACCAUUUUUUCUAAGGGGAGCCUCACCGGCUAAAUACCUUGAAUAUCUGUUUAAAAAUGUGUUGCCUGUUCUAGAUCAAAUAGUCAGCACAGAUGCAGGUGAUUACAAGUAUGAAGUUUUGAAGCUGAUUGCUGAAUUGAGUGGAAAUGCUACUGCAGAGAACGCCAAGGAACACAUCCUUGCAGUGUACACUAAAUUGCUAGAGUACAUGCCCCUUCCGUCUGAAGGUAGUAUCGAGGAAAGUGAAGAGGAUGCCAUUCAAAAAUUAAACUUUUCUUUUGUUGAAUGUCUUUUGUAUGCUGUACAUAAAUUAGGUGCCAAAAAUGUCGAAUUCUUUACUGCUGAAGAGUCAGCAGAACGUUUAAAAGAUUUUCGACAGAGGCUGCAAUACUUCGGGAGGAUGGUACAAGCUUACAUUAAGCAGUUAAGAACUGUACUACAGGGGAAGCCUAAGGCUGAAUUAGAGCAAGCAGAAAACAAAAUAAAAGUAAUGGCUUUGACGAUAUGUAACAAUGCUAACAAUAUGAUUAAGGACUUUCUUCACAACCCACCAUCUUAUAAAAGCCAUGCAGUGUUGUCAUGGAAAUCGAAAACAACACCUGUGCAACCGGCUGACGAAAGUGUUGCAGAGAAAAGAAAACGUGCUGGUAUCACGCCCAUCAGUUUGGAUAAUCUACCAACAAAAAAAGAUAAAAGUGGUGGUAAGGGUGGAGUUUAUUCUCUGCCAACGCAAAGAAAAGGUGUGCAGAUGGAUGAUAAUUAUGUUGGUAGAAGGAAGUCAUGGGGUAAUAAUAGCAAUAAUAGAGGCCGAUUUAAUCGACGUGGCAGAGGCUCCUAUCGUGGUAACCGUGGCGGUGGUGGUAGAGAAAAACAUGAAAACUUCUUGUUAAGAUCAUAGACUUGAAAUUUGCAACAAAGAAAUGGCAUGUGUACUGAACUUUUCUAGGCAUCCUAAACUAAGACUCAACUAUGUGUUCUUUGUUAAUUUUUAUUGUUGCUCGCCUGUGUGAACUUCCAUCAUUUUAAAGUUAAAUAUCUGUGCAUAUUGUAGACUAAUAUCCUGGAAUGGAUGUUUCUUUAACUUUUUAUUUGUUCUAUUUUAAAGAAAAUAAAAUGUUUUAAUUUGAUGUGAAUUUUUUUUUCCAGGUUCGAUUUUCAUGUAUUAUUUUAUUUUGAUUUUAAAACGUGUUUUCUGCGACCUA